Thelazia callipaeda (thelaziosis nematode) is the source of this 381-nucleotide messenger RNA. The record is from the annotation of a GenBank genome assembly. NCBI's taxonomy places the organism in Eukaryota, Metazoa, Nematoda, Chromadorea, Rhabditida, Thelaziidae.
CUGUUAUCUUACAGUUUAACAGAAUCACAUCAGGAUCUACGCAUUAGCAGUUGUCAGCCACCCGACUCAACAACUGCUUCUCAUAGUGAAUCGGCGGAAAUACGAAUCAGUGAUGUCAUAGAGGAAUAUAUGACUGUGUUAACACAGUGCUUAACAACAGACGAACUUUCACAGUAUGCAUCUUUGAUUGUAAGAUUCCGAAAUGGUUCCUUGCCGAUUAUAGAGUUAGCACAGAAGUCAAGUGAGUUGUAUGGGCGAAAACGACUGCAUUUGCUCACAGGUAUGCGGUGUCUAUUGAAAAACAGAAGCAAAGAAGAAAUAGAAGCUUUUGAUGGUUUUAUUGACAUGUUGCAAUGUAGCAGAGCAAACUCAAAUACUUGA